AAACAGACACUAUAUCAUCUGACAGUACAUUGCGUUACAGUCAACACCUAUUGUGUCUGAGAAGCACCAUUUGCUAGCACUGUUUACUUUACUGAGCUUUUUACUUACUUUGAGAUAGAUAGAGAGAUAGAGAGAUAGAGAGAUAGAUAGAUAGAUAGAUAUAGAUCACUUUUCAAAAAUGAAUUCAGAUUCAGAAAAGAAAUUGCGCUGGAUGCUAAGUCAAGCAGAAGAACAGCACAAGAAAGAACGACAGGAGUGGUUGGAAUCUUGUGUUCGUAGCAACCUGCAAAUACAGUCUCUGAAAGAGCAGGUCUCCACACUGCAGCUUCAGCUGAAAACCCCAACAAAGAGAGAGAAAGAACUAGAGGAAGCGUUAAAGUCCAGAGGGAAUGCUGACAAAGUGUUUAAAGACACUUAUAAAAGACAUAACUCUGUACUCUUAGAAGAGCUGGAGAAAUGUCACGAAAGUCACAAGCAAACGUUGAUGGAAAUGAAAAAGCAGCAUGAAGACCUUAAAGAAGAAAAAGUCUGCAUGGAGGCAGACCUUCGUGGUAGGCUGGAGCAGCAAUGCAAAGCAUUUGAAGAGCAGGUUCACCAACUUCAGUGCCAGGUCAACUUAAAGGAUAGACAGUAUCGUGAGUUGGAGCAGGCGAAAAAGAAGGCCUUACACAAAGUCACUGCAGAAAGAGAUGAGGCAAUACAGAUGAUAGAAACACUGCAGUCACAAGAAAUAAAAACAAAAGAGGCCACUGCUUUUGACAAACGCAUUGCCCACCAGAAUUUCAUACACAGGACAGAGAAAAUGCGUAAGGCGAUUACAGAUCUUAACAAUGAUGCCAAAAAAGCUCAAAAAAAGAUUUCUUGUCUGGAGGAAACCAUCAAAGAAAAAGACAAAGCUAUAGCAAACAAACAUAAGGAGUACGCAAUCAUAGGGACGGAAAAGACUGAUUUAAGGAAGCUUUUGUCUAGAGAAGAGGAAUGUAAUGCCCUGCUGAGGGUUCAAUUAAGUGAUGCAACCAACAGCAACAAGAUUCUAAAUGGCAAGUUCCUAAAUGCAAAUUCUGAACGCAUAGAAGCACUGGAAGCGCUGAAAGAGGCUGAUUUGAAAGAACAGAGACAAACGAAACUAAUAACUAUCCUUAAAAGUAAAAAUGACGGUAUGGGGCCAGGAUUAAAUGAACUGAAGGACAGAGUCCAUAAAUUGGAAACCUUUCAGAAAAGAUUUCUCGAGGACCUUCAGACAUGCAUGCCUCUGCUCUUCGACCACAAUAAAUUAAAAAGCAGAGUCAUCGCCCUCAAAGAACUUUACAUAGACAAGAAGCAUCACAAUCUGUUGGAUAAACACACCGAGGCGGGGUAUAUUCACCAAAUUGCCAACCUCGAGAGAAGGCUCUGUCAUUGUGCAAAGAUACAUGGCACAGUGAAGAAUAUGCAAUUGAAACAUGAGAAAGCUAAUGCCGAAUUUUGUCAGGACAAAAGCUUCUACAUCGACACUUUGAAUGCUAAGAUGAAAGAGAUGGCACAGUUAAAAGAAGAGCUGAGAGAAACCAAGGAACGGCUCACAGAGGCAACAAAACCACUACGGCAGAGGGCCACCUCCUGGAUACGGAAAACAAUCCUCCAAAGUCCCAGAGCUUCCCCAGAUGUCCCGGAGGAAGCCCUCGAUAACAGUCAGCCACCCAGCCUUCCAGAAGACGUUAUCCUAUCAUCACCAUCACCAGCAUCCAGCAAGCCACAUCGUUGUACGGAUGAUGACACGGCCCGUCUUGUGAGACCUUAUGAUGCUGAUGGCAUCACACCGAUUGACAUCUAAAACUUCACUUCCUUUGCAAACCACCUUCACCUUGACAGUUGUCCCUCCACCACCUCAGGACAACAUCCUCAUGCCAUGGCUCAGUGUGGUAAUGUGAAGUAGGACGGGUCUUAUGAGAACAUGAGUGGGUUCCAUUAUAACCUGGUGCUGAACACUGUGGCCUCACUGGUCCUGGGUACAUCCCAGUUGUCCUGUGUGGAGGCCUUCAUGCUCUCCUGUGCCUGUGUGGGUUUUCUCCGAGUGCUUCAGUUCCCCCACCAAAUAGUAAAUUUAAAAAAUAAAAAAUAAAUGAAUUAAUAAUAGUAA
Acanthopagrus latus (yellowfin seabream) is the source of this 2119-nucleotide messenger RNA. RefSeq names its product serine/threonine-protein kinase MRCK alpha-like. The record is from RefSeq and is a predicted model, not a curated record. Lineage: Eukaryota; Metazoa; Chordata; Actinopteri; Spariformes; Sparidae. The transcript has 2 exons. The coding region runs from base 179 to 1813 and encodes 544 amino acids.